Molecule: messenger RNA, 4575 nt
Organism: Aspergillus campestris IBT 28561
Lineage: Eukaryota; Fungi; Ascomycota; Eurotiomycetes; Eurotiales; Aspergillaceae
Product: putative nuclear pore complex subunit Nup133
Exons: 5
Coding region: 272-4318 (1348 amino acids)
Biological process (GO): poly(A)+ mRNA export from nucleus; transcription-dependent tethering of RNA polymerase II gene DNA at nuclear periphery; protein import into nucleus
Cellular component (GO): nuclear pore outer ring
Molecular function (GO): protein binding; structural constituent of nuclear pore
Source: RefSeq, a predicted model, not a curated record
GUUUGAAACCCUUAUGAUGACAAGCUCAGUCACGUGACAUGGCGAUCUUAUUUUCAUCAAGAUGUUGCCUUAGCACAAGUAUCCGCUCGCAAGACAAACGUUGUAUUAUGUACGUCCGGUUGAUAACAUUAUACACGACUGGAUGACCGUUGAGCUUGCACCUAAGUUCUUGCGUAUGAUCUCCCUUAUCUAUCCCAAACCUCCUUCUCUUCUUCGGUUACUGUUGUUCUACUUUCGGUCCUGUUACGUAUCAUUCAGCCCAAAUUGAACAAUGUUCGUCCCGAAGGUUUCACAUUCAUCAACGGAUUCUAUACGCAGUACUCGAAGGCGCCAACGUACAAGUCUUGAUGAUGCGGACAAGCCGCCAAGAGCUAAAAGACAGCGCUCUGCUUUGCGCUAUGACAGUCACGAACUACCGUCGCUGAGCCAGACCAGCUCUAUUGCCCAGGAAAGAGUCCAAGAGCAUGCGUCGAACAACCUGACAGAUUUGAGGUCGACUGCCGAGCACAAUGCUGCUGGUUUGAAGGAUAUUCCAAUAAGGGUUCUUAGGGAACAGGAAAGGCGAGAAACGGAGAACGACGGGACGGUUGUUUUGUCAAAAACAGAUUUUUACACAGUCUCUCAAUUACCUUCCCUCCCAGAGGCAAUUCGAAGUUUACACACAGAGCCCAUAAGGUGUUUCUUCGGGGAAGGUCAUGAAUAUGCAUUGGCCAUGACCAAAUCGCACGCAAUAACAUGGCCAUAUUCGGCUACCUCCUCCCCUUCUCCAGCGGACAUCUUCACUCUUACUAUACCCGAACCCUGCAGAGAACCCAGUGAAGCCGUGCCUUUCGGAGUUCUGCUCUCGGCAGCCACGUCCGAUAUUCCUGGGUUGAUGAUAGUCAUGCCUUACUCAGGGAAAAUCAUAUACUGGGAAACGAUGUCGAGCGCGGCGUCGUUAGGAUUGCCGAGACAGAGGCCCUCUGGUAUCCACGGACAAAUACACAACUUACUCUCGGGUGAACAUGUUGUUGACAUUGUAAACGGGGAGCCUUCGGGCGUUGUCGUCACCUUUUCAUCCGGACGAGUUGCCCAUGUAACGUUCAGAGAUACACAAGGGAAAGCAGCAGUGAUUGUGAACUUUCUGCGCUCUUCGUCAGGGAGCAAUGUGAAGACUGGGCUACUCGGCGGCAUUAAAAAUGUUUUCGGCGGAGGAUUCUGGAGAAAAGAUGUUAGUGCUGUUCGCGCCGGCGAUUCGCGCCAACGGGGACAACGAGACAUUUUAAUUGCCACCUCCAGCGGCGUUUUCGAGAUCUGGGACACACAUUGGAACAAUGGCUGUGUGCUGAAAAGGCAGUUCGAUGCUAAGCAUAAAUUGUGCCAGUUUCUUGGGCCGAAGUAUGUGAAUGGAGCCGGUGAGCCUGACUUUAGGGUGCUGGAUUUCACAUUCUCACCCGGCAACCAUAUCACGUCAGACAGGCAGAAAAGUGAUCCGGAAUCGUGGCAGAUAUGUGCUAUAUUAGCCCCGCCUCGAGGGGCAUCUUCGACAAACCUCUGUCUGAUGCAGAUUCUGCUUUCGGAGAAUAUCGAUGUAAUAUCAACCAACACGGUCACUCUGCAUCACAACAGCGAAGAUACCGGUGUGAAAUUGCUUCUUCCGGCGCCAGGAGACACUGCAUUCAUUAUAGCCAACCAGUCGGUCACACUACUGUCGUUGGCUGGGCCCAAAGAGUCACCCACUUCGCACCUUCUGCUUGACCCCAACCAACAAAGACCUUCGUUGUAUGACUCUAUUGUCUUCCGUUCCGGCAAGGAGUACGAUAUCCUGGGAAAUGGAGUCGAAGCCCAAAACAAUGAUGAAUCAUUCUGUGGCUGCCUUCUGAUGAUUCGAGAAUUUGGUGUUGUUCGUAUCACAACUUCACCUCGCAAAAAGUCUGGGAGUGACAUAGAAGACGCUCAAGUUUCAGCGAAAGAUAAGCUUGAGCAGGCUAUUUUCUAUGGUACGAUGUCGGAUAACCCCUUAAACUUGGCCAACAAGAGCUGCUUGGAUUUCUCUGCCAAAGAAAUUGAGCAAGCGGCCCUGGAAAUCUGCAAAGAUUUGCUUCAAUCAACAUCUCGAUUUAUCCCUAGGACAGCAAUCUCUCUGGACCAGAAUUUAAGGCUACGAGCGAAAGCCAUAGAUGACCUUGCGAGUCUUCUCAAACAACAAAACAAAAACUUUGACCGCCAAACAUGGUGGGAAUUGCUAUGGAGUGCCGAAAAGCUUGCAGCUCAACGAUCAAUGUGGAAGUUAGAGGAAGCUGCCCGAAAAUCUCAAGGCAGAGAACCCACGUUUUUAGCCCAUGUUAUAGGGUUGAUGAGCGAAAAGUUCAAAACGAAAUUGGAUGAACGCGCCGGCGAGAGUGAUCCAGUACGCCACUGGUUCCUUCAUGAUACCUUCAGAAUGGAACACAUUGUUCCAUGGAUUUCAAAUGCCAUCAGGCCACAUAAGGGACAGCAACCAAGACAAGGUCGAAAAGCAGCAGACCAAAUAUUAGAUGCUAGCGAACUUUCUUUGGCUGUAUUAGAGACAGCUUUUCGCUACCGUGAUGAGCAUGCUAGCCAAUACGGACUCAAUGACGGGUAUCUGGAAGACGGUGUCUAUAUAGACUCCUACAGCGGUCUCCCGGAAUUCUGGACGUCGCGAGGCAUCAGCUACGUUGAAACCGGGCAUCUCCUGGAUUUGGAACUCGAUAGCUGCAGGGCGUGGAUACAGCAAAUGUCUACAUGCGAAGCCCCUGAGAGCUUACGAAAAAUUUCAAAAAACUGCGCCAGGCAACUUCGUGUAUUGGGUCAAAUGCACUCGGAGCGAAUGCGGUGGCUGGCUGCCCAGGGGAAUACAAAGAUGGAUGACGAGAGCAUUACCGCAGAACGCGCGCAUGUCAAGCACCGUAAGUGGCAACUUUUUAAGCUAGCGGGAAUUGGGCAGCUAGGAGAUGCCAUCGCUUUGGCUGAAAAGUUCGGGGACAUGGAGGCAUUGGUAGAGCUCAUAAUUGAGCUUCAGGAUCAAACAAAAACCCAAAUUAUCUCUUCUAAGUCACCGCAGCAUAGCCACAAUGCUCCUCAAUCUGAGGCAGAGCAGCUCACCAACAAGGUUUCUCAAUAUUUCGACAAAUUUGGCGAAUCAUGGGCCGACGCCUUUUUCUCGCGACAAAUAUCAAUGGGUCAAGCGGGGAUAUUAUUCUCAAUGAAAAGGUUUCAGCCUUUCAUCACACAAUUUCUGCGCAAAAACACACCAUAUUCUCGAUUGUGUUGGAUCAACAGUGUCAUUGGUGAGAAUGAUUAUGACGCUGCCGCGAAGUCCCUUGAGCGUCUAGCUAUCCAGCAUGAGGGCGAUAUAUGGAGUCAUCGCGUCGAGUUAUCGUUGGCGAAACUAGCAAACCUAGCUGCAUGGGAGAAAACUCCCUCGAGCCAAACACCUCCCCACGACGAUAUCAGGCGCCUUGAAGACUUAGCCGAAAUCAGUGCGGUCCAGGAAGUCGUGUUUGCCUAUGUUGCGCCCGCACUGCAAGGUGCGAUUGAUCAAAAGGCCGAGGUCGAUUUAGCAAUUGAUCAUUUUGGCAAGAGCAUUGCUACAGAGAGACCGUCAUUCCAUGAAGUUUUAGGUGAUGCACUUACCAAAUUAAUCACUCGGCAGGUCAUCAAUGUUGACCAACUUGUUGAUUUAUUGACAUUGAUUGAUACUGUUGAGGUUUCUGCCUACGGUCAGAAUGAGUUACUGGGGAAAGAAUUUUACUUUGCUUUACGAGUUAUUCGCCUCGGACAUUUUACUCAGCAACAUCCGCUCUACCAUCUUGUUUUACAGAAACUGGUAUGGCGAAGAUGCAUGAUCAAGGAUGACUGGGCGGACUUAGGGUGCACCGUCGAAAAAAUGGGCGACGGGUCAGAGCAAUUGCUCCACGAUACCGCGCUUUCUCAUACACUCAAUUUAUGUCUCAGAGAUAGAUAUACCAACGACCCGAAUUAUCCACCUCUUUAUGUUCCCCUCUCUCCGCGGGAUGUACUUUUGAGUGAUUCGGAUUCUGAGCUCAUAUCAUCACGGUUCCGUCCAGAGCAAAGAGACCGGAUUCUUCGAGACCUUAACCAUGAGAAUGAAAGGUUGCUCCAUUACCUUGAUAAGGGUGGGCUUGAAUUUUGGUUCAAAACUUUUACUUCAUAUACGGAGGAGAGUGGCCCAUCUUCGGCCAACAUGGGGGAUACCGGACAACCAGGCCACGAUGAACCUGACCAGAUCGGUGAGAAAGGACCGCUACAUGUUGCCGAUGGACUACAAUCGAAGACAAAACUUAGCUGGUUGUGAAACGGCCUAUGGCAAUCAUCAUUAUUUCCCUGGCAUCACACAGUUAAGUGCAUGGCAGGAAAAUGUGCCAUCGUGAUUUAGCCAUCCAUUAAAGCCACAAUAUUAGUGAUGCAAAGAGGACCUAUAUGGGUUGGUAAAUUACAUGCUUGCAUCCGUACAUUCUCGACUUGAUACUUAAUUUAAUUCGAUUUCAGUUUUGAUAUGUUAUCUUGACAGUUCAGAUCAGUCAAUACUUUCUUCUCCACAUGGAGUUAAAC